GAUAAGAGGGAGGUCAUAAAGAGAGAUCAGAUAGAAAAGGGAAACGAAUCCAUGAGAAGAAAGUUAUAAAAACUGCCAAGAGAUUCUUGUUUACAUGCGUGCAUUAACAUACCUAAAUUACACGUUUCAUUUGCGUACGUAACACUCAAGCGUUUGAAAGUGUCUCGCAGAUCGGGAGAUGGACAAGAUAAUAUAAAUCUUGCACGGAGAUUUCGUCGUGACUGGAUCUGGUUCACAUUGUUUCGGAUAUAGAGAGGUUUGAUGAGAGAUGAAGGCAGCUAAGAGGUGGAGUGUAGGAAACCUAGCGUCAUUGCCUGGAGCUCGCCACCGUGCUCCUGCAAGAAGAAGGCUAUGGAUGAUCAUGGCGCUUUCACUGAUCAUCAUGACGCUUUCACUGAUCACCAUGUUGGCUAUAAUGGCUUACAUGUACCCUCAUCACAGCAAACGUGCUUGUUACAUGAUUUCAUCAAGGGGAUGCCAGGCUUUAGCUGACUGGCUUCCCCCUUCUCUUAGAGAGUAUUCUGAUGAUGAGAUUGCUGCACGAGUAGUGAUUAGAGAAAUAAUGAGUAACGCUCCUGUUAUAAGAAGGGACUCCAAGAUUGCAUUCAUGUUCUUGACUCCUGGUACAUUGCCUUUUGAGAGGCUUUGGGACAGAUUUUUCCAGGGCCAUGAAGGGAAGUUCUCUGUUUAUAUACAUGCAUCAAAGGAAAGGCCAGUUCACCACAGUCAAUACUUUGCCAACCGCGAAAUUCGCAGUGAUGAGGUGGUGUGGGGAAGAAUAUCAAUGGUUGAUGCAGAGAGAAGGUUGUUAGCUAAUGCUCUUAGAGACCCUGCAAACCAGCAAUUUGUUUUACUCUCUGAGAGUUGUGUGCCACUUCGAAGUUUUGAGUACAUUUACAAUUACCUGAUGUACAGUAAUCUCAGCUAUGUUGACUGCUUUGACGAUCCAGGACAACAUGGAUCAGGCAGGCAUAUGGAUCACAUGUUGCCUGAAAUUCCAAAGAAGUAUUUUCGAAAGGGUGCACAGUGGUUCACCAUGAAGAGACAACACGCCAUAGUAAUCAUGGCAGACAGUCUUUACUACUCUAGAUUCAGGGAUUACUGUGGGCCAGGUAUAGAGAACAACAAGAACUGCAUAGCUGAUGAACACUAUCUGCCAACAUUCUUUCAUAUGCUUGAUCCGGGUGGCAUUUCUAACUGGAGUGUAACACAAGUUGACUGGUCUGAGAGACAGUGGCAUCCCAAAACAUACAUGCCUGAGGAUGUCACACACGAGUUACUAAACAACCUCACGUCUAGUGACACCGUCGUACAUGUCACAAGUGUUGGAAUGGGUGAAGAAAUAUUGAUGCCUUGUAUGUGGAACGGAAUCAAAAGACCUUGCUUCUUGUUUGGAAGGAAGUUUCACCCGGACACGCUUGAUAAACUCUUGGAUCUCUUCUCCAACUACACAAGAUCGGUCUCUUGGCAUUUGUGAUUUAAUUUAAAAGGAUGUUUUUUCUUCUAUACACAACUAAGAUUCUUCUAACACUAUAGC
Molecule: messenger RNA, 1537 nt
Organism: Raphanus sativus (radish)
Lineage: Eukaryota; Viridiplantae; Streptophyta; Magnoliopsida; Brassicales; Brassicaceae
Product: glycosyltransferase BC10-like
Exons: 11
Coding region: 269-1477 (402 amino acids)
Cellular component (GO): membrane
Molecular function (GO): glycosyltransferase activity
Source: RefSeq, a predicted model, not a curated record